GUUUCAUUUUCGUGCCUCAUUUUGUUUACGCUGAUUUUAACCGUCAAUGAAGAGUCUUUUCUUGGCGAAGUAACAUUAAAUGAAAUAACUUACGGGAGUUGUUUUCAUGAAAUAUCAUCAGAUAAAUAGAACAAAAUAUCUUGAUGCGUAGUAAUUUUAGUGGUAUCUGCGUAUGAAAACUUGAAGACACGCGUUUAUUUCUAACAUUAACCUCCAGGGGACACAGAAACAUUCAGCAUGUCUGCAACUCCAGUGGAGUACACCAUAGGAGGGGUGAAGAUAAACUUUCCAUGCAAAGCGUAUCCCUCUCAGCUGGCCAUGAUGAAUUCUAUCAUUCGUGGGCUUAAUCAUGGGCAGCACUGUCUAUUAGAGAGCCCUACUGGCAGUGGCAAGAGUCUUGCUUUGCUGUGUUCGGCCCUUGCAUGGCAACAGGCACAGUACGGUAAGGAACAGAAUGCUGGCACCAGCUCAGGUGACUGUAAGAAGCCAGAAGUGGCUACUCCAUGUCAGUGUGUGUGCCAUAGCCGAGAUGCACAUGCCACUUCCAGUAAUAUGGCAUGCAAACCUCCGGUGGUUGACCUUACUGGUGUAGGUGCUUCUGCUCAGCCUACAACCCCUCUCACAAAAGGAGGAUGCACCCUUGUUUCAGCAGUAGAAAGCGACCAGCCUAAGAGGUCCACUUUGUCUUCCCGGCUCUCUGAGAAACUUCAAGCCUCUCUUAAUGAUGGAGAACAAGACGAUGAUUUCAAGACUGAGAGGAAGCGCAUUCGUACACCAUCCACAGACCAGAAGAGCAGUAAGCGGAGAUGUUUCGAGCGAGGAGUAAUUUACAUUGAUGAUGAUGAUGAGGAAGACCUGGAGAGACCUGUGCCCGGGGCACAGAGCUGGACCAUGGAAUUGAACUCUGGUGCCAGGGUGGACAGCUGCCAGUCGCUGCAGCAGUAUUGUUCUCCCAUGUCUUGUUCUGUCUGUCCCUGCACCAACCUCAAAGCAGGACAGAAAAUGAUUGAAAAGGCCAAGGACAACGAGAAAGACAAAGAGGGAAGCGGUAGGAAAAAGAUCCCCAAGAUCUUCUUUGGCACACGUACCCAUAAGCAGAUCACGCAGAUCGCACGGGAGCUGAAACGAACGCUUUACUCCAGUGUGCCCAUGACAAUCCUGUCCAGCCGAGACCACACCUGUGUCCAUCCUAAAGUGGUGCCUCAUGCCAACCGCAACGAGCGCUGCAAGGAGCUGCUGGAGGCCAAGAACGGCCUAUCAUGCCGGUACUACCAUAAUGUGCAUAAAAUGCGAGAUCAGAACUCUUUACAGUGGGUGCAUGGGCUACACCAGGCCUGGGACAUUGAGGAGCUGGUGCGUCUCGGUGGUAAGCUGCGGUCCUGUGCUUACUAUGCAGCUCGGGAGCUCAUGCAGGAGGCCUGCAUUGUAUUCUGUCCUUACAACUACCUGCUGGACCCCCUCAUCCGUGAGAGUAUGGAAAUAAAUCUGAAGGAGCAGAUUGUGGUGCUGGACGAGGCUCAUAACAUAGAGGACUGUGCCCGCGAAAGUGCCAGUUUCACCCUGAACCACGCUCAGCUGUUGCUGGCACGAGAUGAGAUUGAUGGAAUGGUUACACACAACAUUCGGCGCGAUCAACAUAGGCCUUUGCUGGCCUUCUGCUGCAGCCUUGCCAACUGGGUGCAGGAGAGCUCCAGUGGCUUGGAGGAUCGUGAGUAUGAGACUUCCUGUAAAGUCUGGACAGGAAAGGAGGUUCUUGUCAUUUUCCAUGGCUUUGGCAUCACAGCAGACACAUUCUCAUUGCUGCAGAAACACCUGGCAGCAGUGCUGGAGAAGGAGGAGCGAACUGGGCUAGUGAACGGGAGAGAAGACGUGGUGCAGAUUCCCACCAUCAGCUCCAACACUCAGUCAAUGCUCAAAAGCCUCUUUAUGGUUCUGGAAUUCCUUUUUAGGCAGAACUGCAGGUUUGCGGAUGAUUACCGUGUGGCCCUCCAGCAGAACUACAUGUGGACCACCCAACAGGAUCUACCCGAUGCUCAGGGCUUUUUUGCACGGCCCCAGCGUCGCCGACAGAGCACCCGUACCAAAACCCCUGUGCACACGCUGAGCUUUUGGUGCCUUAACCCUGCUGUGGCAUUUUCGGAUCUGAGUGAUUCAGUGCGGAGUAUUGUGCUGACCUCAGGCACCCUCUCUCCCAUGGGCUCCUUCUCCUCUGAACUUGGCAUCAAGUUCUCCAUCCAGCUGGAGGCCAGUCACGUCAUCAGCAAGUCACAGGUCUGGGUCGGCACAAUUGGUGUAGGGCCCCAAGGUCGUAAGCUUUGUGCCACAUUCCAACAUGCAGAGACAUUUGCUUUCCAGGAUGAGGUGGGAGCCUUGAUUUUGAAAGUGUGUCAUACAGUCAGCCGUGGAGUUCUCUGUUUCCUGCCAUCCUAUAAGAUGCUGGAUAAACUGAGGGACCGCUGGAUGAACACAGGUCUGUGGGACAAGCUUGAAGAGCGGAAGACUGUGAUCACGGAGCCACGUGGUGGUGGCAAGGGAGACUUUGAUGAGCUGCUACAGACCUACUAUGAGGCCAUCAGUGGAACAGCAGCCAACAGUGGUAACAGAGAUGGAGCACUGCUGGUAGCUGUUUGCAGAGGGAAGGUGAGCGAGGGCUUAGACUUUACAGAUGAUAACGCCAGAGCGGUGGUCACUAUUGGCAUCCCUUUCCCCAAUAUUAAAGAUUUGCAGGUUGAACUGAAGAUGAAAUAUAAUGACCAGCAUGCCAAGUCACGUGGGCUUCUGCCUGGUGGUCGCUGGUACGAGAUUCAAGCUUAUCGGGCAUUAAACCAGGCACUCGGAAGGUGUAUUCGGCAUAGAAAUGAUUGGGGCGCACUGAUCCUGGUAGAUGAUCGGUUUAGGGCGAAUCCAAACAAAUACAUCACAGGCCUGUCAAAGUGGGUGCGUCAGCUAGUAAGGCACCAUGACACCUUCACUGGCGCCAUGCAGUCCCUGGAGUCCUUCUCUCAAGGUCAGCAGAGGGCAGUAGAGACCUUUAAAGACCAACAUUCUCAGGCUGCCCCUCUGUACUCAAGCCCCUCGCUGGUCGGAUCCACUGCUACCUCACCCACUCCUGAGAUAAUCGUCCCCCAGAAGCCAUUUGUCCCUCAGCCUACAAUGCCAAACCUACACACUGAGGUUCAGGCUGCCGUCUCAGCCAACUCUGAGAGCAGAUCUUCUGAAUCAGGUGGCCAAAAGAAUAUACAGCAUCCAUCUGAACCAAUCACAUUACCAAAUAGGGAAUUUAAUAUCCAAAGAACAGCACGACCUAUAGGCCAUCUCUUCACUCCGGUCAGUAGCCAAUUUAAGACCCCAAUAUUUCAAUCUGAGCACUCCGAAAAGACUGUUUUUCAGGAUGUAAUUUCAGUUGACAGCAAACAAAGCAAUGAAGUUGUUCCUGUACUUACUGAGGAACAAAACCACCAAACAAGUGGUGUUCCUGUACUUCCUGUGGAACCAAAGCAUCAAACAAGUGGCAUUGCUGUACUUCCUGUAGAACCAAAGCAACAAACAAGUGGUGCUUCACUUGACCCUCCACCGGAGUUCUCUGAGGAGUUCGCUUCCUCCAAACAGAACACCAGUGGAACUGAGCUUGAAGACACAAAAGUGGAAGAGGAACAGAGUAUCUUCUACAGCCCUGAGCUGUUUGAAGGAGAUGGGGAGGCGAUGGAAGAGACUAGUGUUUUAGAGGUUGAUAAAUCUCCUCUGCAAACAGAGAACAACCAUUCUCCCACUAAUGGCACAGCUGAAGUACCUCCUGAUGAUCUGUUUGGCUCCGUGCAGGACAAAAGGACAUUGUCCGAAGACCUUGUGAGCAGCACUGUCCUAGACCAUGCAAUUUUACAGGGUAAAUCAGAGCAGACAGGUUUAAACUCUAGCACAGACUUUGAGAAUAGGCCUGUCUUACAUAAUGGCGCUAGCAGUAGCCGGUCUCGUAGACUCUCCAGAUCUAGGCAGCAAAGGACCACUACAUCAGGAACAUCAGGUAAAAAUGUUGACAACCUGGUCAGGGAGAAGGUGCCAGUGAAGUCCCAAGCUCAGAGUCAAUACUUGGGGAAUGGAAAAAACAGAUCAAGCCCUCCAAUCUCACUCAAACCAAACCUAAAUCAGACAAUGAUAUGCUGUGUCCUGAGUAAAGCUGAGACAGAGCAGACACACAGAGUUAAGCAGCUGAAAACAGAGGGAGUGGUGGCUUCUGGACUGGUAAAGAGCAGAAGUGUAGUCUUGCUCAAACAAUUCAGCCAUGCCAGAGCAAAGGCUUUGGUAGUGCCAGUGAAUGGGGGCAAACGGAGAGAUGCUUGUAAGCCCCCAGACCAGAGACUCUCAGGGCAUGAUGAAUUUCCUUUGGUCGCAUCUGCAGAGAGGUUAGAAAGGGAGAGAAGGCCUUGUCAAACUGACACUUGUACAACAGCAGAGCCAUUGCCCCCUACACCUGUACUGAAAGACAGUGUAGAAACCCCGCAAACAGUGGCUACCCAGUCAAUCUGACAUUGUGAUUUGUCUUCAUCUUUGUCCUUUUAACCAAGCAUCAGCAUGUGAGUCUACCUUGUUCAUCAUGGAGAGAAAAGGGCGGAGGAGCUAUGUGUAAAUAUGACUGAUGUUUAUACAUGUUUAAACCAGCACUCAUUUGUUACUAUAUUUGUGGUUAUUUCAGGUGAAGAGGAAUCAAGUAUCCUCACACAGUGCUUUUCUGUUUUUACAUGUGUAAUUGUGUACUCUGUAUACACAAAUAUCCACCCGGUGCAUAUACAACGCCAUAUGGGACAAAUUCUUCGAACUGGGUGAAAAUCCGUAUUGAUUGGAAGUCUUCAAGCUGUAAUUAAACCAGAACCAGACAGGAACUUAGACACGACAAGGAACCCACAGACAGAAACUUGAAAAACAAAAUGAAGCCCUUCGUAACUGCAAAAUUAUACAAGUUGUAAUCUACGCAGCAUAAAGCAUGCUGUUAUGUAUUAAAAAAUACUAUAAAACUGGCAGUUUAGUAGUGAUUUUGUCCAAUGACCAGGAUCAAAAGCUUACAAGUACUUAUUGUUCUUUGUUAGUAGGCUGUUAUAAGCUGCACCCCCCCACACAUGAACAUAAGUUUAUUGAUCCUUAGAGUCUGCAGCGAGACAGUAGCAGCUCAGUGCAACUUCUCAUUUUGCCUGGUUUGUCUGACCUCAUCUGACCCCAUCUGUUGAGAACAACAUGUUAUAGCCUAAAAACACUUUUCCUCCCACUGGACAAUUAGAGGAAAACAUAAUUCAUUUUGACUGUGUAGUAAAAAAAAAAAAAAAAAAAAAAGAUUUUGGAAAGAAGCAAUAACAAAAAUAAUUUAUUGAAGCCUAAGUUGUUGUAUGGGUGGAAUAUGUCCUGCAAGCCUGGUGCACCUGCUUUAAACCUGUGAUUCUUGUCACCCUCCAAGCCCACACUUAUCGUGACAAAUCUGCCACCCCUCUGGCCUGACUUCCAUCUGGACGUGUAGCAUGGGACUGACAUGCUCCCCAGAGGUGCCAUCCCAUCAUCCGCGCCAUGACCAUUGCACCAUGUUAAUCAUAUCUCUCAUUGGUGUGUAAUGGAGGUUUUAUCUGCUGUCCAGCACUGUAAUCCCUGCUGUUCUGGUGCGCUGCUGGCCCAUUUUCCUCAGCCUGGCCUUUUGUCUUUGCCUCAGAGCAGAGAUCUCAAAGGUGUUAGCCAUAGCCGUUACCUCUCAGUGCUGUUCAAACUUUAAUUCAUAAUGGGCCAGGACGUUGUGGGAACAUUAAAUAAUUGGCCAUUAUUCACAGUCUGUAGGGAGCUUGGCGCGCACAGCAUAGUUUGCUAGUUUUUAAUGUGGCGAAAUAAGGUUGACAGACUCUGACCCCAUUAAGGAGGUUAACGUUAUAUUUGUAAUUAAACUGGAUCAUUUUGUCUCGUGAGAGGAAAUUAUCACGCUUCACAGAGUAUAAAAUGUGAUCAUUCAGAGCAAAGGUUUUCACAUCACUGCUUUUUGGAUGAAACAAAAGAAAAUGUUGGUUCAUUUAUUGUCCGAAUGUUUGAACUGUUUUAAUAUUGUUUAUUUUAAUAAGUUCUGUUUAAAAUUUGUAUAACUUUUUUUUUAUGGGACUUCAGUAAUUUGUGAAAAAAAAGAUUCAUAUGUUUUGUGUAUUGGUAUAGCUGUUAGUUCACUGACAUUUUGUACUUUUUAAGAUUUAUUUUUUUCUAUAAUCACCUAUCCUUGAUUUGCAUCUUGAUUUGUUCCACUGUAUGAGCAAUGGACUUGGAUAUGAAACAGUUAACUCAAUGCACAUGGCAUGAACUCAUACACUAGGUUUACCACUAUAUCUCAGGCCAUGUGUUCCCAAGGUCUCACAUCACACAGCAAAAGAAGCUGUUAGCCAGAAGCUGUGAUAACAUUGUUAGGGACAGUGGGUGGGGUGUUGUUGUAACCUAGUUACUGAAUGUUUGUUGCUGUGGCAACAGUCUGCACCAGUCUCUAUAAAUCCUAGUUUCUUUUUUAUACAGGGGGAUGCAGCUAGGCAGGUGAGGAGUAAUCUAUAAUGUAAUGGAUAGCUAAUCCCCAUUUUUGUUAAUCUGUCUGUAAUGUUACCAUCUUGUCCUGGCUUGGAUGCCAGUUUUUACAGCUCAAAAUCAGAAUAAAAAGUCUUAUGGGCUGAAGAGUCUCUGUUAGAGGUUUAGACCUAUAAUCUCUGGCCAUAAUUGGCUUAUGAGCAGACAAAAGUAUUAAGGAACUCAUGAAGAAAAAGUCUAACAUAUUUCACGUCUUUGAUAAUUACAGGCAAAAUGUUUAUAAUUAUUUUAAAAGGUUGGUUUUGCAAAAGUUUGGGCAUAAGCAUAGUCAUAUAGAAACUCAUGAACAGAAUUUAGUAAAUUUUAGGAUGUUUCAGUUUAGGAAUUUGGUAUUUGUUUUUUCCUACUGUUAAUUUUAGAGUCUGGGGCUCUGAAGAAACUGUUGUCCAGUUCUGAUCAUCUUAGUUCCUAAACAUCUCCACCUCAAUCUGUCUGCAAGCACAGCUGUCAAAUCUUGGCUUGGACUAUAGUUUUGGAGCCCCUUGAACAAUAAACCCGGAUUUCUUUUAGAGGUUUAUUUAGAAUUAGACACUUAAUCAGACUUAACAACUUGAUAAAUAGACUGAUCUGGGUAUAGACAUUCUUUGUUAUGGUUCAUCCUCUGUUGUUUACUCAGAGCCUUUAAUAUGUUUUUUGUCCAUAAUCUCUGUUAAAUCAUCGAGGCCACUUGUCAGUUAGGUGAUGGGGUUUAACCUGGUGUGUUAGCCAACAUAUCAGUUGUAGUUCCCCUAUUUUGUCUUCAUCCUAGGACUUUGUGCAAGUGCUGUAUAACAAAUGUGAAAUAUUUUGUAUUGAGAAGAGUGUUUUGAUCAGACCUUGACUGAUGAUUAUUUUAUUUUUAUAUUUUAUUCUUUAUUAUAUUGUGGUGUUGAUAGAAGUGGUAGAUGAUAUUGAUAUUUUAAGCAAAACUUCUUAGUUUUUGUACAAUGUUUGAAAAUUAAAAUCCAACACUUUGUUUUUCGUCAAGUAAAGAGUGGUUGCAUAAGUGCAUCCUAAGGUUUACCCAUGUGGCCCUUUCAUUUAGUUUAAAGUGCUGUAGUGGCCAUUAGUUUUAUCAAGAACUUAAGCCUGGUUUGGUAACUCUAUUGCCAUUUCCAUUUGGUAAAAAAUUGAUUUCUUAAUUAUAGGAGAGUAAUCAUGUGUUUGUUGUUAAUUAAUACAGUUAAAAAUUGCUUUUGACACACACAACUUAACAUUUAGUUGAUCAAUAGAAUUGACUUUUUAAUAGAGAGGCUGAUGGACCUUAUAUUGAGCUAAACAGCUUUCCUCUGUCUUUGGGGGCUUUUAUCUGUCUAAGGGGUGGCAAAGGUACUUUUUAAGGAAAAAAGCUGUCACUUGGGUGGUACUCUUGUUUUGGGUUCAUAUUUGUACCCUUAAGGACACAAAAAGGUACUUUUUUUUUCCUCAGAGGAACAAAAUAUAUAAAUGUACCUUUAAAGAUACACAAUAUGUUCAUGGGGUACAAUUAUGUACCUA
Myxocyprinus asiaticus (Chinese sucker) is the source of this 8064-nucleotide messenger RNA. It is a transcript of the gene brip1, whose product is annotated as BRCA1 interacting helicase 1. Bases 238 to 4524 code for a protein of 1428 amino acids. Gene Ontology annotation, molecular function: ATP binding; hydrolase activity, acting on acid anhydrides, in phosphorus-containing anhydrides; DNA helicase activity. The transcript has 23 exons. Gene Ontology annotation, cellular component: nucleus. The record is from RefSeq and is a predicted model, not a curated record. Lineage: Eukaryota; Metazoa; Chordata; Actinopteri; Cypriniformes; Catostomidae. Gene Ontology annotation, biological process: nucleotide-excision repair; double-strand break repair involved in meiotic recombination.